Plasmodium cynomolgi strain B is the source of this 958-nucleotide messenger RNA. RefSeq names its product HesB-like domain containing protein. Lineage: Eukaryota; Apicomplexa; Aconoidasida; Haemosporida; Plasmodiidae. Gene Ontology annotation, cellular component: cytoplasm; mitochondrion. The annotation marks the transcript as partial. The transcript has a single exon. Gene Ontology annotation, biological process: iron-sulfur cluster assembly. Gene Ontology annotation, molecular function: 2 iron, 2 sulfur cluster binding. The record is from RefSeq and is a predicted model, not a curated record.
GUGCGCGUACCAUUUUGAGAAAACCAACAUUCCCAGCAAAGGGGCAUAUGGUGCGCAUGUAAAAGGGGAGGCAGCCAACCGGUUGGACCACUUGGUUGUGAGGAUAAGCCGGAAUAAGAGAAGCGACACGUUUGAGGAGUUUGAGGAGUUUGAGAAGUCGGUGGGGGGGAGAUUGGCGUCCCAUCCGGCGGAUAGCCAAGCCGAAUUGGGGGCAAAGUUUGGCACAAAAGGUGGCGCAAAAAGUGGCACAAAAAGUGGUGCAAAAAGUGGCGCAAAUGGUAGAACAAAUAGUGGCACAAAAAGUGGUACACACUUUGCGGCGAGUUUGGGCCCAAAUGAUGAAGGUGCAAAGCGGGGGAAGGAGUAUCUGCUGAACGAAUUAAACGAGUUUGUCUCCGUGGAUAGGCGGGGAGAGGAAGGUGGCGGUACGGUGAAAUGCUCCACCCAGAGUGAAGACCCCAACGCGAGCGGGCAGGCUACCCCGAGUGGGCACUCCAAGCAGCGUGGCCCCCCCGUGGGCGGCGAUCACGAUGAAGAAAUAAAGCUGGAAAGGCUAUUAAAGAAGAGACAAGGAAUAAAAAAAGACAUCGUAACGAUAACGGAAAAGGCAAAGGAAGAAAUUAAAAAGUUAGUGAAAGAAUAUCGUAGCAAGAAAGAUGAGGACAAAAAUUAUGUUUUAAAAUUAUUUUACAUAAUCAAGGGAUGCAAUGGAUUGACUCACUCAUUCAAUUUCGUCCACAGGAAUGAGCUCCAUGCGAAUGACGAACUCAUUUUCGAAGACGACUGUAGAAAGAACAUCCUCCUAGCGAUUGAUAGCAAGUGUAUCCUGUACGUCAUUAACACGACGCUUGAUUAUUACCGGGACGACCUGACGGAGCGGUUUAUCUUCACGAACCCGAACGUCACGUCCGUGUGUCCCUGCGGCACGAGCUUCCACUUUAAUCGCGGCGGGGGCUGA